CGGAAGUGCCGGCGGGCAAUGGCGGCGGCCGUGCGGUGGCUGGGGCUGCGGGCGGCGGGGCCGGGGGCGGUGAGCGCGGCGCGCGGCUGUGUCGGGUGGGCUCGGGGGCCCGUGCCCCGGCUGGCGCGAGCUCGGCCGCUGCCCCCGUCUCCGCAGGCCUCGCCCCGUGCGGUCAGGAGGAGCGUCCUUGCGGUGCCCCCGCGCCCAGGGUUGGCCUGGGGGCCAAGCAGAUGGGGCAGCUCUGCAGCCCAGGCACCUGCCACGAGAGCGCAAGAGGACUCCUUCCUCCAUUGGUUUCUGCUUCUCAUUCCUGUGACUGCUUUUGGCCUGGGGACAUGGCAGGUGCAGCGUCGAAAGUGGAAGCUGAAGCUGAUCGAAGAGCUGGAGUCGAGAGUUGCUGCUGAGCCCGUCCCGCUGCCAGCAGACCCAAUGGAGCUGAAAAAUCUGGAGUACAGGCCAGUGAGGGUCAGAGGGCACUUUGACCACUCCAAGGAGCUGUACAUGAUGCCUCGGACCAUGGUGGACCCGGCCCGAGAGGCCCGGGAGGCUGGCCGUCUCUCUUCCUCACCUGAGAGCGGUGCCUACGUGAUCACCCCCUUCCACUGCACUGACCUGGGAGUCACCAUCCUGGUCAACAGAGGGUUUGUCCCCAAGAAGAAGGUGAACCCUGACACUCGGCAGAAAGGCCAGAUCCAGGGAGAAGUCGACCUAGUUGGGAUGGUGAGGCUGACGGAGACCAGGAAGCCCUUUGUCCCAGAGAACAAUCCGGAAAGGAACCAUUGGCACUACCGGGACCUGGAGGCCAUGGCCAGGCUCACAGGCGCAGACCCCAUCUUCAUUGACGCGGACUUCCGGAGCAGCGUCCCCGGGGGACCCGUUGGAGGGCAGACCCGAGUCACUCUGAGGAAUGAGCACAUGCAGUACAUCGUCACCUGGUACGGACUCUGUGCAGCGACAUCCUACCUGUGGCUUAAGAAAUUCCUACGCCGGACUCCUGGCCCGUGAGCUCGGGUCGUGGGUGCCCAGGCCGCGGUCGGCAGGAGUCCCCGAUUUCCAAGCUUUGUUUUUACUCGGGGUCAGGUCUGUCGGCGUAAAUAAACCUCUUUGCUGCGCACCCGU
Molecule: messenger RNA, 1119 nt
Organism: Lutra lutra (Eurasian river otter)
Lineage: Eukaryota; Metazoa; Chordata; Mammalia; Carnivora; Mustelidae
Product: surfeit locus protein 1
Exons: 8
Coding region: 19-1005 (328 amino acids)
Biological process (GO): mitochondrial respiratory chain complex IV assembly
Cellular component (GO): membrane; mitochondrion
Source: RefSeq, a predicted model, not a curated record